This is a messenger RNA of Lathyrus oleraceus (garden pea), 749 nucleotides long. Its product is annotated as mitochondrial import inner membrane translocase subunit PAM16 like 2. The record is from RefSeq and is a predicted model, not a curated record. Gene Ontology annotation, biological process: protein import into mitochondrial matrix. Bases 227 to 580 code for a protein of 117 amino acids. The transcript has 4 exons. Gene Ontology annotation, cellular component: TIM23 mitochondrial import inner membrane translocase complex. Lineage: Eukaryota; Viridiplantae; Streptophyta; Magnoliopsida; Fabales; Fabaceae.
UUCUAGAAUUUUCUAAACAUUCGUCGUGUGGGCAAAGAAAACUUCCCCAAAUAAAAUCCCCAAACUGAAACCCUACCGUCCGCCAUUGUCACCGGCUGCAAAACCAAGCUGUUGCUCUUCUUCGACGACAAACCAAUUCAUCACAUAACCCUAAAAUCUAUCAAUCUCAACAAGACAAAUCCAACCUUGUAAAUCAUAAAGGCUUCAUUUUGUUGAUCCUUAAGCUAUGGCUGCAAAGAUUCUCGCAAACUUGAUCGUGAUGGGAGGGGGAAUCUUGGCAAGAGCAGUUGUUCAGGCAUACCGUCAAGCACUUACCAAUGCCUCAAAAAAUGGUGUUGCACAAGAAACAAUUCAAAAUACUAUCCGCAAAGCUAGCACAAAGAUAACAGAGCAAGAGGCUAGGCAGAUUCUCGGUGUUACUGAGGAAACUCCCUGGGAGGAUAUUAUCAAGAAAUAUGAAAAAAUGUUUGAGAAUAAUGCCAAAAAUGGGAGCUUUUACCUGCAGUCGAAAGUUUACCGGGCGAAGGAAUGUUUGGAGUCUAUGAAAGAAAGCAACAAAGGUGAUGGAAACCCUAGUUGAGGACUGAGUUUUACUCCAAUUUUGCUCCAUCUUUUAAUAGUCUUGUGUGGUCAUUUUGGCCACCAUGUUGUGUACGAUUUGCGCAAUGAAAACUAAGUUUGUUUUGCUAGAAAAUUGUUUGUAAAUGACUAUUAGUUGAGAAUUCAUUACAAAUAGUGAAAGCUUUAUA